AUGGAUGAUGUGAGGGUUAAGGAAGUACUAAAAGAAUUUGAAGAUGUGUUCUCUGAAGGGCAUGGGAAAAUCAAGGGUUAUAAAGCACGAAUUCACGUUCGAGAAGAUGCAAACCCUCAACAUUUUUCAGCACGCAGGGUUCCGUUUCCCUUGAAAAAACGAAUUGAGAAUGAGCUUACAAGACUUGUAAAUGAGGAUAUCAUUGAAGAGGUAGAUCCUGCUGCUACACCUAUUCCCUGGGCUACCCCAACAGUUAAUGUAGAGAAGAAUGAUGGUUCAAUAAGAAUUUGUGGAGAUUUCCGAGUCACUUUGAAUCAAAAUUUGGUCCCAGAAAAUGCAAUUAUUCCGACAUUUGAGGAACUAACAAACAAAGUUGCAGGCGGACAAGAGUUUUCCAAGAUAGACCUACGAGAUGCAUACCUACAAAUGGAGGUUGCAGAAGAACACCAAAAGUAUUUAGUAAUAGCAACGCAUAGUGGUUACUAUAAAUACAAACGUUUACCUUUUGGGAUAUCAUCUAGUCCAGGUAUUUUCCAAAGAUAUAUGGAAAGACUCUUAGCUGGGAUACCACAGGUUGGAGUUCUUCUGGACGAUAUUAUAACAACUGGAAGGAAUAAGAACGAGCAUUUACGAAAUUUGAGAGAAGUUUUGAAACGAAUGAAAGAAGCUGGUAUAAAAGCAAAGUCUAGUAAAUGCAAAUUUUUUGAAGAGUCGGUGACUUACUUGGGACAUACAAUCGACCGGAAUGGAAUACAUCCUACUGAAGAAAAAAUAAAAGCCAUUCGAGAAGCACGGUCACCUACUAAUGUCAAGGAACUCCGAUCAUUUUUAGGUUCUAUUAACUACUAUGAACGAUUUAAUCCGGGACUUCAUGCCAUUUGCAGUGAUCUCCAUAAGCUGACUGGGUCUAAAUCGCAAUGGAAAUGGUCCAAACAAGAAGAGGGGACAUUUAAAAGAGUAAAAGACAUUCUAUCAAGUAAAGACACAGUAGUGCCAUACGAAGAAAUGAGACCAUUGGUAAUGGUCUGUGAUGCAUCAGAAAAUGGAUUGGGAAGUGUACUAAUGCACAGAUAUGAAGAUGGAUUAGAAAGACCAAUUGCUUUUGCCAGUCGUACACUAUUGCCCGCUGAAAAACAAUAUUCAAAUAUCGACAGAGAAGCGCUAGCUAUUAUGUUUGGACUCAGGAAAUUUCAUCAAUAUGUAUAUGGUCGGAAGUUUACUUUAGUAACCGACCACAAACCUCUACAACGGAUAUUUGGAAAUAUGCGAGAUCUUCCAAAAGUUGUAAAUAGCCGUUUAGUGAGGUGGGCUCUCCAGUUGAAUCAAUACAACUAUGACAUAGAGUACAGAAAAGGAGAAGAUAAUGUGUGUGCUGAUGUUCUAUCAAGACUUCCGAUUGAAGAAGAUCAACCUGAGGAGGCUCACAUUGGCUUUUUGAAUGUUGAUAAGGUUAACUCUAUCAUGUCUUAUGACCUCUUGAAACAAAAUUCAUUUACAGAUAAAGCAAUUAAAAUGGCAAAAAACUUUGUAUUGAGAAAUACAAGGCCCCCUGUUGUUCCUGAAAUGUUGAAGUCAUACAAACAGAGGAAAGAUGAAUUGAGUGUUGAAGAUGACAUAUUAUUGUGGUUUGGAAGAAUUGUAGUUCCAGAAUGCAUGAGAACUGAUGUUCUGAAGAUAUUGCACACAGGACAUCCUGGUAUUGUAUCAAUGAGGUCUGUAGCACGACACUAUGUAUGGUGGCCCAACAUGGAUAAAGAUAUCGAAGUUUAUAUCAAGAGGUGCACAUCAUGUCAAGAGAAUCGAGAUAAUGUGGAAGAAGUACCAUUAUAUCCUUGGAAUGUACCUGAUAGAGUUUGGGAAAGGGUACACAUUGAUCUGGCAGGGCCAGUCAACGGAUCUAUGUGGUUGGUAGGUAUUGAUGCUUUGUCAAAGUGGGCAGAAGUGGACUGUCUCAAGACAACAAACUCUUCAACAAUCAUUCAACGAUUGAGAUCUUGGUUUAGUCGAUAUGGAAUACCAAGUGAAAUUGUGACAGACAAUGGACCUCAAUUUGUAUCAAAGAAAAUGGAAACAUUUUUUGAGAAAAAUUCUAUCAACCACAUAAAAACAACUCCUUACCAUCCUAAAAGUAAUGGACUUGUGGAAAGACUAAUUCGUACUUUGAAAAGACGGUUCUACACAACAAAGCAGGAUGUUGGAGAUGGAAUGCUAGCUCUUCAAAAUGUUCUUUUUAGCUACAGAAACUCGCCUCAGAAAACAACUGGUAGGGCUCCUGCAGAAUUGUUUUUCGGUCGUAGACUACCAACAAUUUUUGACAAUAUGAAACCUAAUCUUAGGAAAAAGAUGGAGAUGAAGCUUUGGAAAGAACAAGGGAGGGACAACAAAAAAGUUCGAACUUUUGAAGAGGGAGAAGAUGUGUGGAUUAAGAAUGAACAUGGAAAUGGUUGGUCAGCUGGAAUGGUGAAAAAUAAAAAUGGACUGUACUCAUAUGAUGUACUUUGUGGAGGUGUUAUAAAAAGGAAACAUGCGGACCAGAUGAGACAAAGAAUGGGAGCUGUUGAAUCCGUGUAA
Messenger RNA from Macrosteles quadrilineatus (aster leafhopper), 2571 nucleotides. RefSeq lists its product as uncharacterized. Bases 1 to 2571 code for a protein of 856 amino acids. Gene Ontology annotation, biological process: DNA integration. The transcript has a single exon. The record is from RefSeq and is a predicted model, not a curated record. Lineage: Eukaryota; Metazoa; Arthropoda; Insecta; Hemiptera; Cicadellidae. Gene Ontology annotation, molecular function: nucleic acid binding.